CGGCAGUGGAGGAAGCAAGGCAGUCCACGCUGUCAUACUGUGCUGCUGGAGAAGCACCCAGCAAUGGCCGAGAGCUCAGCUGCGGCAGUGGCAGUGACAACAGCACCAGCUGUGCUAGAUGAGCUCCUGGAGAUCACAGCCCAGAGCCUGGUGCGCAUGGAGGUGGCCGAGCACUACGAGGUCAUUCGGGAGCUGGGCAGGGGCAAGUACGGCCACGUGGUGCUAGUGACUCACAGGCAGCGAGGGACUCCCAUGGCUCUGAAGCUACUACCCAAAGCCAGUACCAAGCUGCACACUUUUCUGUAUGAGUACUGUGUGGCACUCUCCCUUGCCACCCAUCCUGCCAUCAUUGGGAUGUUUGGAAUUGCAAUUGAGUCCAGCCAGUACUAUGGUUUCCUCUAUGAAGCUGCGCUGCACAAAGACCUCAUCUCUAUCAUCAAACCACGGGAUGGGAUCCCUGAACCAGCUGCUAAGCACUGUGCUAAGCAGCUUGCGAGUGCACUGGAAUUCAUCCACAGCCGGGGACUUGUGUACCGUGAUGUCAAGCCUGAGAACGUGCUGCUUUUUGACCCUGAAUGUCGGUGUAUCAAGUUGACUGACUUUGGGCUCACACGGCCUAAGGGUACCAAGCUCAAACUGGUAGCUGGCGUAAUUCCCUACACUGCCCCAGAGCUGAGCAACACCACCGAUACACAGGGGCUGCCCAUUGACACCAGCUUGGAUGCCUGGGCCUUUGGUGUACUUCUUUUCUGCCUACUGACUGGCUACUUCCCCUGGGAGCAGAGUCUGCCAGAAGACCCUUUCUUUGAGGACUUCAUGCUGUGGCAGGAAACAGGCUUAGAGGCGGACCUGCCUCGCCAUUGGAAACGCCUGACGGCCGAGGCUGCCCUCAUGCUGCGAAGCCUGCUGGCCCUAGAUCCUGCCAAGCGUGGCCCUGUCAGCGGGGUUUUGCGCUAUGUUGAUUGCCCCUGGCGGCUGGAGGAGGCUGCUGUGAAGCCUUAGAGCAUGCCCUCUGUGGGAAGAAGGAAGGCUGAUGCCACUUUGUGAGGGUCUUACAGGCCUGGGGCAUUGCAACAUGCCUCCAGCAGGCUGGGGGCAAGAGGCCGUCAUGAAUAAUAACCCAGACAGCAGCUCCUCCACAGCACUGCUCCCCUGCCACCAGGGACCCAGGUUGCCUCCCCAGCUGAUGAUUCUUACCCCAUGCUUACUGCAAUCCAAUGCCAUCUCCUUGUGCUUCCUCAGGGCUUGAAAAUAUCUGCUGCUUCUUGGCAAUGACCUUCACCUCGUUCCAUGUGUGAAACACCCACCCGCUUCCUGGCCACAGGAACUCCAGGGCAGUUUCUAGGCUCUGCAGCACCUGCCUUGUCCUAGAAAUAGAGCACAACAUUUACAUUUGUGUUCUUUAUGUGGCUCUUUUUCUCUCAUAAUAAAAUGCCUGUGCAGGGCCUGCUUGUUGUGGGAGAACAGGGGCAUGGCAAAGCCUGUGGCCAUUUCAGAAAACUCUUCUCAAGGCAGGGGCUGCCCCUGAAUUCUCCCUGGGCCUCAACCAGGGCCCUUUACGGAUGGAUUCAGGUAAGUGGGCUAGAGGUGCUGGGUAGACCCCAGGAUGUUGCUGCAGAAGGUCGACAGCGACUGAUGAUGCUGGCAGGCUGAUGGUCCUAAGAAGGUGGUAGUAUUCUAGUGGGUUUCUGCGUGGAUCAGUAGAAUAGAAACUGGUCAACAUUUCCAUCAGUGAUUUGAAGGUAGAUACAAAAUCACUGCAGUUCAAAACCUUUAGAUGAACACGAACAUGAAUAGAGUUGUAAAUAGCAAUGGGAGCAGGCCAUUCAAACAGAAGAGAUGUGGAUAACUUGGUAAGUUGGGUAUAUUCAAACAAAAUAAAUUUUCUUACAGGCAGUAGAAAGGUAUUUAGGCAGGAACAUAUAAGAAUAAAAGUCAUUCUUAUAGAAGCACUCUUGAGGAGCUUUGCAAGACGUAGAGGAUAUAUAAGAUCAUUUGAAUUCUCCUUCUGAUAGUCAAAAAAGGCUGAUGGAUCCCUUGCAAGGCUAAACAGGGGCAGACACACAAGGUAGUGAGAUAUCUGGCAAAGAUAGCUAACAAGAUUCCUGAUGGCCUAAAUACGAGUGCAGGAAGAAGGACUGAAUGAUCUGAGUUUGAUGCCUUCCAGGGGAAUCCUGAGAAUGGUCCCAUGUUUAAAGACAUGCUGGAAAACUGGAGAAAAAGAACAAUAGGGGGGCUAUAAAGAAGGCCUUCUUAAAGAAAGUAAUGAACUGAAUUAUCCAAAUCAGGAAGACUGAAAAGUGAUUUGGUUAUGGUAUAGAAUAUGGUGAAGAAAAUAUCUGGUAUUAAUAAACUAUUUUACUUUGAGAAAGAACA
Molecule: messenger RNA, 2376 nt
Organism: Dromaius novaehollandiae (emu)
Lineage: Eukaryota; Metazoa; Chordata; Aves; Casuariiformes; Dromaiidae
Product: serine/threonine-protein kinase SBK2-like
Exons: 4
Coding region: 64-1002 (312 amino acids)
Biological process (GO): peptidyl-serine phosphorylation; peptidyl-threonine phosphorylation
Molecular function (GO): ATP binding; protein serine/threonine kinase activity
Source: RefSeq, a predicted model, not a curated record